Messenger RNA from Plasmopara halstedii, 1071 nucleotides. RefSeq lists its product as uncharacterized. Bases 1 to 1071 code for a protein of 356 amino acids. The record is from RefSeq and is a predicted model, not a curated record. The transcript has a single exon. Lineage: Eukaryota; Oomycota; Peronosporomycetes; Peronosporales; Peronosporaceae.
AUGAAUAUCGUGCAGCCAAAUGUCCAAGAAAUAUCGAUAACAACCAUCGACUGGCAAAAUGCUGAGCCGUACACUCAGUCGUUUGUCAAACGACUUGAAGAGCUCGUAUCGUCCAGUGAAAAUAUGAUUGAAGACGAUAAGAUUGCGACUCAGAAAGUUUUGUACUCGAUUCACGAUUCACUGAAGCAAAAGCAUUUAGAAAAGGACCUUGUGAAUAUAUAUGAAUGGGUGAAAACACAACCGAUGGUAGCUAAAAUUGGAGGCGAGCUAGGGAAAAUUGAUGCACAGGAACGCUUAAUCAACGAGAUCCAGAAAUCAAAGACGCCUUUGACUCCACAAAAACUUGCAAACUCAAUCCACGUUUCAAUCGAAGGACCAAAUCCUGCAUUUCUUCAGUGGCUUCGAUAUUGCCAAUCUUACCCUGUUGUGGCUAGAGAUCAAGAUGGAAAUUCCAUCUUAAUUCGUGAUGAGUCACUUUGGCAGAUGGUCAUUGACGUGGUAACACCGAAGGUUUCUGUCGACAGUAUGGUAUCGUUGUUUUACUCAGUUCAAGAAGUUCCGGGUCUAGAGAAAUUUGCUGACGAAAUGGUGAGUGUAGCCCGACAACACCAAAAUCAGGUGUGGCUGGCGAAUGAUGUGUCGGCAGGUCAUGUGUUUGAGAAGAUAGAAAAGGAGACGACAAAGACCGGAAUUUCUCCACUGAUCCAAUGGCUUCGAUACAUUAAUAUGCUCGAGGCGAAAAACAAUUGUAUUGUUAAGUUGGAAGAUCUCAAAUAUGAAGAGGCGGGGUAUAUUUUCGACGUAGAGGUAAAAGAUAGUUCACAUUUGAAUUUAAAUCACGGCGCAAGCUUUGAACAAGUCAAGGACGUUCCUGAUGUCAAGUUAAUAGCUGAAAGACUUCAGUCAGAAGUUUUUGACAUUUGGAUUAAACUCAACAAGACACCAGAGAAUCUUUUUGAUGCAAAACAUCUCGUGGCGAUGGAUGACUUCAACACUGACAACUUUAAACGCUUACGAAAGAGUUUCGCGGAUUAUUAUGCUGAUUGGCUUCUACGUGGCAAAAAAGACUAA